This is a messenger RNA of Camelus dromedarius (Arabian camel), 5132 nucleotides long. RefSeq names its product KIT proto-oncogene, receptor tyrosine kinase (gene KIT). Gene Ontology annotation, cellular component: plasma membrane; signaling receptor complex. Gene Ontology annotation, biological process: B cell differentiation; protein phosphorylation; positive regulation of cell migration. Gene Ontology annotation, molecular function: growth factor binding; cytokine binding; transmembrane receptor protein tyrosine kinase activity. The record is from RefSeq and is a predicted model, not a curated record. Lineage: Eukaryota; Metazoa; Chordata; Mammalia; Artiodactyla; Camelidae. The transcript has 21 exons. Bases 85 to 3003 code for a protein of 972 amino acids.
GGGGGCUUGGCUUUGCCGCGCUCGGUGCACUUGGGCGAGAGCAGGAACGUGGAACAGAGCUCCGGUCCCAGCGCAGCCACCGCGAUGAGAGGCGCUCGCGGCGCCUGGGAUUUCCUCUUCGUCCUGCUUCUCCUGCUCCGCGUCCACACAGGCUUGUCUCAACCAUCUGUGAGUCCAGGGGAACUGUCUCCACCAUCCAUCCAUCCAGCAAAAUCAGAGUUAAUCGUCAGUGCUGGCGACGAGAUUAGGCUGUUAUGCACCGACCCAGGAUUUGUCAAAUGGACUUUUGAGACCCUGGGUCAGCUGAGUGAGAACAGACGUGCGGAAUGGAUCAUGGAGAAAGCAGAGGCCACAAAUACGGGCAAUUACACGUGCACCAACAAAGGCGGCUUAAGCACUUCCACCUAUGUGUUUGUGAGAGAUCCCGAGAAGCUUUUCCUCGUCUUCCUGCCCUUGUACGGGAAAGAGGACAGUGACACGCUGGUCCGCUGUCCUCUGACGGACCCGGAGGUGACCCAUUACUCCCUGACCGGGUGCGAGGGGAAACCUCUUCCCAAGGACCUGACGUUUGUCGCUGACCCCAAGGCUGGCAUCACCAUCAGAAACGUGAAGCGCGAGUAUCACCGGCUUUGUCUGCACUGCUCCGCGAACCAAGGGGGCAAGUCCGUGCUGUCGCAGAAAUUCACCCUCAAAGUCCGGGCAGCCAUCAGAGCUGUACCACUUGUGUCUGUGUCCAAAGCAAGCUUUCUUCUCAGGGAAGGGGAGGAAUUCACAGUGACGUGCUUGAUAAAAGAUGUGUCUAGUUCUGUGGACUCCAUGUGGAUAAGGGAAAACAGCCAGACUAAAGCACAGGUGAAGCGGAAUAGCUGGCAUCAGGGUGACUUCAAUUUUCUACGUCAGGAAAGACUGACUGUCAGCUCAGCGAGAGUUAACGAUUCUGGAGUGUUCAUGUGUUAUGCCAAUAAUACUUUUGGAUCAGCAAAUGUCACAACAACCUUAGAAGUAGUAGAUAAAGGAUUCAUUAAUAUCUUCCCUACGAUGAACACAACCGUAUUUGUCAACGAUGGAGAGAAUGUGGAUCUAGUUGUUGAGUACGAGGCAUAUCCCAAGCCUGAACACCGACAGUGGGUGUAUAUGAACAGAACCUUCACGGAUAAGUGGGAAGAUUAUCCCAAGUCUGAGAACGAAAGUAACAUCAGAUACGUAAGUGAACUUCAUCUCACCAGAUUAAAAGGGACCGAAGGAGGCACCUACACGUUUCUCGUGUCCAAUUCUGAUGUCAGUUCUUCCAUGACGUUUAGUGUUUACGUGAACACAAAACCAGAAAUCCUGACUCAUGACAGGCUUGCAAAUGGCAUGCUACAAUGUGUGGCAGCAGGAUUUCCAGAACCCACCAUUGAUUGGUAUUUUUGUCCAGGAACCGAGCAGAGAUGUUCCGUUCCCAUCGGGCCAGUGGAUGUGCAGAUACAAAACUCCUCUGUAUCCCCGUUUGGGAAACUGGUGAUUCACAGCUCCAUCGAUUACAGUGCGUUCAAGCACAAUGGCACAGUGGAAUGUAGGGCUCACAACGAUGUGGGCAAGAGUUCUGCCUUUUUUAACUUUGCAUUUAAAGAACAAAUCCAAGCCCAUACCCUGUUCACGCCUUUGCUGAUUGGUUUUGUGAUCGCAGCUGGUAUAAUGUGUAUCAUCGUGAUGAUUCUUACAUACAAAUAUUUACAGAAACCCAUGUAUGAAGUACAGUGGAAGGUUGUUGAGGAGAUAAAUGGAAACAAUUAUGUUUACAUAGACCCAACGCAACUUCCUUAUGAUCACAAAUGGGAGUUUCCCAGAAACAGGCUGAGUUUUGGGAAAACCUUGGGUGCUGGCGCCUUCGGGAAGGUCGUUGAGGCCACCGCAUACGGCUUAAUUAAGUCGGAUGCGGCCAUGACCGUUGCUGUGAAGAUGCUAAAACCAAGCGCCCAUUUGACGGAACGAGAAGCCCUAAUGUCUGAACUCAAAGUCUUAAGCUACCUUGGUAAUCAUAUGAAUAUCGUGAAUCUUCUCGGCGCGUGCACCAUUGGAGGGCCCACCCUGGUCAUUACAGAAUAUUGUUGCUAUGGUGAUCUUCUGAAUUUUUUGAGAAGAAAACGAGAUUCAUUUAUUUGCUCAAAGCAGGAAGAUCACACAGAAGCGGCGCUUUAUAAGAACCUUCUGCAUUCAAAGGAGUCUUCCUGCAGUGAUAGUACUAAUGAGUACAUGGAUAUGAAGCCCGGAGUUUCUUACGUUGUACCAACCAAGGCAGACAAGAGGAGGCCUGCCAGGAUAGGCUCAUACAUAGAAAGAGAUGUGACUCCUGCCAUCAUGGAAGACGACGAGCUGGCCCUCGACCUGGAAGACUUGCUGAGCUUUUCUUACCAGGUGGCAAAGGGCAUGGCGUUCCUCGCUUCGAAGAAUUGUAUUCACAGAGACUUGGCAGCCAGAAAUAUCCUCCUUACUCAUGGUCGGAUCACAAAGAUUUGUGAUUUUGGUCUAGCCCGAGACAUCAAGAAUGAUUCUAAUUAUGUGGUCAAAGGAAACGCUCGGCUACCUGUGAAGUGGAUGGCACCUGAGAGCAUUUUCAACUGUGUGUACACGUUUGAAAGUGAUGUCUGGUCCUACGGGAUUUUUCUCUGGGAGCUGUUCUCUUUAGGAAGCAGCCCCUACCCUGGAAUGCCAGUCGAUUCUAAAUUCUACAAGAUGAUCAAGGAAGGUUUCCGAAUGCUCAGCCCCGAGCACGCACCUGCCGAAAUGUACGACAUAAUGAAGACUUGCUGGGACGCCGAUCCCCUGAAAAGGCCAACAUUCAAGCAGAUCGUGCAGCUGAUUGAGAAGCAGAUUUCAGAGAGCACCAACCACAUUUAUUCCAAUUUAGCGAACGGCAGCCCCCACCGGGAGAACCCAGUGCUGGACCAUUCCGUGCGGAUCAAUUCCGUUGGCAGCAGCGCAUCUUCCACACAGCCUCUGCUUGUCCACGAAGACGUCUGAGGCCGAAUGAGCAUCUGGGGGGCUCCCCAGCAAGAACAACCCCCUGUUCUUUUGGUUUUCAUGAUGGUUAUUUUGUUUUCCUUUGACUCGCCUCCUUCUCCAGGGUAGUGGACAUCCCGCUGUAAUCCUUUCUUUACAAGCACACUUGAGUGGCCGAUGUUUGUCCCCACCUACUGUCAAGCUGCAUCUAUUCCCAAUAGCAAGCUAGCCCACCCCCGUUAACCAAAAAAAACCAGACUUGGAGAAGGGGAGGGUGGACCGUGCUGGACACACCCGGAGUCCUUUCCAAGGCUUUUCUCCGAUUUCUGUUUGAAAAGUGUAGUUGGCAGUUUAUUUGAAUACAUGGCAGUCGUCACCUUCGGUCCUGAUAAUCAUCCACAAUGAGGUGAUGCAGCAGCAGGAUUAGAAGCUGAAACCCUAACCCCGUGAUGUGGAAAAUAGAAUGUUAUUCAAACAAAGGGCAGAAGCCUAUGAAUAUCAGGGCUCAAGAAAUCUAGUAGUUCAUGCUGGGAAUGAGACGCCGUGGAAAAGUGCUCUCCAAGCAUAAAUACAGCCUGCCGGGCAUGAGCCUUUGUCCUCCCGACCUGGUUUCUAAAUAGACUUUGCUGUUAGGGAGCUGAACUGGAGAGACGGCCUCCUCCCCAGCCCCCAUUUUGUAUAUACUCAUCUGUCAGUCAUACGUGUUCACACACUGGAGGGAGGAACCCCCAAGGUGUAGUUUCUGGCUCAAGUUUGCUGCGUGUAGGCAUAGAUAGAGCCAGACAAGUUUGAAAUCAACAGUUAGUGCUUUGCUUUUUUUUUUUUUUAAAGGAAAAAACAUAAUUGCCAAGCACAAUCUUAACAAAAAUCUCCUUUUGUCACCGAUGAACUUGCUCGAUACAGAUAGUCCAGAACAAACUGACCCGCUUCAGAAUGGCAUUGUGUUCAAUAGAUUUGAUGCCAUUUGAAAAAAAAAAAAAAAAAAAGUGACUGAUUUACUGCAUGGCUCCAGCAGGAGUGACAAAACACUGCUGUCUUAGUUUGGAUUCUUCUGUAGCAGGAAAUAAAAUUUAGAUUCCACCUCCAUUGCAGGCAUGUCCUGGAUGCCGGGCCAGUAUCUAUAUAAGUGUGUAUGUGCACGCGCGUGUGUAUGCUUGUAGACAAAUACUUUGGGAGUAUGCUUGCCUUGAGCCCAAGAGGGCCCUUCAGUACCCAGGAAGCAGCCUGGCUUUCAUCCGCAGCGCAGCUCCUGUUUCUCUUCACCUGGCUGUCUAGAGAAGCUUACCAGCAGUUACACAGAGGCGAAUAGGAAGCGGAGUGCGUAAGUACCUAUUUAUUUGCAACCCACCUGCACUUAAGGCACUCUGUUAUUUAUACUCAACAUACUGUACCUGUUCCGUAGACAUUAUUAAUGCUACUCUUCCCACCGAAACAUAUUUAAAUUUUACCCUUUAGGCUGUAGCCUGGAUACUAUUCCUAGAGUUCACCUUUUUUUUUUUUUUUUCCUCGCCCAGUUAUAAGAGGUCCAUGGGUACAUGGCAAGGUUUGUGUGUUGUCUUGCGAGAUUCAGGUAGGCUACCCCCCCAGUUUUCCCCUCCUAGUUCCCUGAGACUACAUUUAGAGAACUGUAGCCAUUUAUCUGGAAGUAACCAUUUGCACUGGAGUUCUAUGCUCUCGCACCUUUCCAAAGGUAACAGGUUUUGUUGUCAUGUAAGAGCUUGUCGCUGUUUGCCAUACUUUGUCUGAAAGUUUCCUUUGCAUUUCUAUUGACUUUGAUUCUAGUAAGGAAAGUGGUUGUUCAUUGUAGACGUCUAGGUACUUCAGGGGCACUUCACUGAGUUUUGUCUUGGAUAUUCUCGAAAGUUUAUAUUUUUAUAAUUUUUUUUUUACAUCAGAUGUUUCUUUGCAGUGGCUUAAUGUUUGAAAUUAUUUUGUGGCUUUGUUUUGUAAAUAUUGAAAUGUAGCAAUAAUGUCUUUUGAAUAUUCCCAAGCCCAUGAGUCCUUGAAAAUAUUUUUUAUAUAUACGGUAACGUGUAAAUACGUAAGCGGUGCAAGUUUAAAGAGUGUUGAUGUUUCCAUGUUUUUUUUCCUGAUAUGUUGUCCAAUUGUUGACAGUUCUGAAGAUUCUAAUAAAAGUGUAAAUAUAUAAA